This is a messenger RNA of Anopheles aquasalis, 624 nucleotides long. RefSeq names its product angiopoietin-related protein 1-like. The record is from RefSeq and is a predicted model, not a curated record. NCBI's taxonomy places the organism in Eukaryota, Metazoa, Arthropoda, Insecta, Diptera, Culicidae.
AUGUCUACCACCGUACUGUCUUCAUCGUAUGUCUCGGGAACAUAUAUGAUCCGCGUGAAUACUGAUAGUGAACCAUUCAAAGUGUAUUGCGAACAACAAGCGUACGGAGGAGGAUGGAUCGUGAUCCAACACCGUUUUAACGGAUCGCUGGACUUUUACCGUGGCUGGAAGGAGUUCCGCGACGGGUUCGGCGAUUUGGACAACGAGUUUUGGUUGGGCUUGGAGAAAAUUCAUCAGCUAACGACGGCUCGUAAGCAUGAGCUGAUCGUCGAAUUGAAGGACUUUGAUGGAGAAUACAAGAGGGCUCGGUACGAAGCAAUCGAAAUCGGAAAUGAGAGAGAAGAGUACGUUCUGAAUCUGGGAUUGUAUCAUGGAACUGCAGGCCAUGGAAUGUGGUUGAAUAAAGGGAUGAAGUUCUCGACAAAGGAUCGCGAUAAUGAUGAGGACAGCGAUGCACAUUGCGCACAAAUCCACGAAGGCGGUUGGUGGUAUAAGGCCUGUACCGACGCAAAUUUAAAUGGCCGGUACUUGAAUGCUAAGAAUGAUAAAUCAAUGUUUUGGUAUGAUUUCGAUGACAACAAUCAAGGGUUGGCUUACUCAAGGAUGAUGAUCCGGCCGAACUAA